Messenger RNA from Chrysemys picta bellii (western painted turtle), 4837 nucleotides. NCBI's taxonomy places the organism in Eukaryota, Metazoa, Chordata, Testudines, Emydidae. The record is from RefSeq and is a predicted model, not a curated record.
AUGCCUUCAGAGAAGGGUUUGGAUAGUGUACAGUAUGGUUUCAUCACUUUUGAAACUCAAGAAGAUGCACAAAAAAUUUUGCAAGAGGCUGAAAAACUUAAUUAUAAGGAUAAGAAACUGAAUAUUGGUCCAGCAAUAAGAAAACAACAAGUAGGGAUUUCUCGAUCUAGCAUAAUGCCAGCAGCUGGAACAAUGUACUUGACCACUUCAACUGGAUAUCCUUAUACUUAUCACAAUGGAGUAGCUUAUUUUCAUACUCCUGAAGUUGCAUCUGUUCCACAGCCAUGGCCUUCACGGUCCAUUUCCAGUUCCCCUGUAAUGGUAGCUCAACCUGUUUAUCAUCAACCUACAUAUCCUUACCAGGCACCUGCACAGUGUCUUUCAGGUCAGUGGCAAUGGAGUGUUCCACAGUCUCCUGCCUCUUCAACCUCAUUCUUUUAUCUUCACCCUUCUGAAGUUAUCUAUCAGCCACUAGAAAUUGCACAGGACAGUGGAUGUGUACCUCCUCCUUUCUCUCUAAUGGAAGCUGCAGUUCCAGAGCCAUAUUCUGAUCAUGGAGUUCAAGCAGCAUAUCACCAAGUUUAUGCCCAGAGUGCCAUAGCUAUGCAAGCACCUGUGAUGCAGCAUGAGCCAGUUAAAGAACCAAGGUUACAUUCUGUGAGAAGAAAUUUUUCACAUCCUUCAUCUGUGAGUUUGAAACCUCGAUAUACACGAAGCCCUCACUUUCAUCCUAGAAAAGACUACAGAAUGGAAGAUACAAUUCUCACUCCACCUUCCUCUACAGACUCUGUUAAAUAGACUCUUAGAUGUCUACUAUGCUAAUAUGUCUAGCACAUGGAGGGUAUGUAAUUUAGUAACUCUCAACAUUUACUGAGUAUGCCUAAAUUAAAAUGGCCUUUUUUUUUGUAAAAGGAAUAAAAAGAAAUCUUGCAGUUCAUGUCAGCAAACACAGGAUAUGCAGGAUAAAAUCAUGGUUUCCUUUAUCAAUUAAUGCAUAUUUAGGUGACAGACUUGUAUUUGUGAUAUACAGACUAUUGUAUAUGCACUAUUUAUUAAAGUAGUUUGAAAACAGCAUAUUUGUAUUACAGUAAAAAUCUAAAAUUCAUUUUUGUAUCAGAUACAACAACAGACAUUUUCAACAUUUGAGACAUUUUCUUGCAGACUGACAGCAUAUACUUGAUUUGGAUACCAAUUAUUUUAUUUUACAUAUUAUUAUUUAAAAAUAAUUGUAUUUUUUCACGUCAUGUAGUUUGUGUAACUUUAUUUUGUUGUUGUUGAAAUCAAAUCAGAUAAGAAUUCUUGCAUAGGUGUAAUUUUAGUUACUUUGUGAUAAGAAUUUUUAAGAAUAUAAUUUGGACCAUUUGUUUAUAAUUCUAUACCUUUAUCUGAGGCUGACACUGUUCUUAAAUACAGUAAACAAUACAUUCAUGUUUAUAUGAUUUUUAGCUAUAGAAAAUGAGCAAGAAUUUACUUAAUACUUUAUAUUUUAAGACAACUGAAAACCUGCACCUAGCAUUUAAGUAUUAAUAUUUUUCUACAGUCUAUGCAGGAUUAAAAACUCAUUGACUGACUAUAUCAUGUGUUGAGAUGGAAAACAAUUUUCUCCUCAGCUGCAAGGACUUAAUAAUUUAUUCCUUCUUUUUCCCCUUUGCCUUCCUUCCAUCUAUAUUAUUACAUUUUAAAUUCCUGAUAGAUUAAAACAUGACUACUGUAUUUAAUAUGAGUGCAAGCCAUGGCUUAUUGUUUAUGUAGUCUGAAAGUCUUUAUCUCUACCUUUCUUAUAUAUGUAAAAUGUUUUAACCUCUUUUUUUAAUUUUUGAACUGCUUGAUAGUGACUUUCCAACUGCAUUUGCAAUAUUUUGUUUUAGUUUUAUAUCAGGUGAAGGUCUUGCAGAGUGGGCAUUAUAUAUAGCAGUAGUAGAUACAUGCACAGAUAGUAUUCAGUCUUAUUUAAAAUCCACUCUAGCAAUCAGUGGAUUUCUUUUAUAUUGUGCUGGGCCUUAUUCGGCUCUUUCUUACACUGGUUUAACUCCAGUUGAUUGACAUUGCUGAGAGAGGAGAGUCAAUCCCAUAGUAUAUAAUUUUAUUUACUGUUUUAGUAACACUCCAAGACUAAAGCAGUUUUGCACCAUUGUUGAACAGAAACAAGAUCACACAUAAAUAUGAUUUAUACCUCUUGUAAAAAACGUUUGUGAUGACCCAACAACUGUCAUUUUUAACAGUUUAUGUCAAAAUGUAAAUAUAACUUGGGUUCUUGAGGAUAUCAGCUCAUUGUUUUGGGGCAGAUCUUCAACUGGUUUAAAUUGUCAUAGCUCCAUUGAGACAAUCUACGCCAGCUGAGCAUCUGCCCGGUUGUCUUUAUAUUUGGUUUAGGUUUUAGAAUUUAUCUGAAUAGAUAUGUUAUAGACAUUUUGGCACAUCCUAAAACUGCUUCAUCUAUGUGAAAGCAUUUGCUCAGUUGUAAAUACGGUUUUUGUAAGCAAAGGUAGCCAGGAAAGGUCUUGUGUUCUGUUAUUACAGCCUUAUUUCUAAUAUCAUGAAACAAUAUACAUAUCAAUUUGACUCAUGUUUAGAGUUCACAGUUUUAGUUUGUUCUUUAUUCUCCUAAAACAUUAGUUUUAUUACAAUAUUUUUUAAAUUAUAGAGGUCCAAGAAGUAAAUUUGUUAUGCAGUAAUGUGUUCAGCAAUUUUGGUUUACAUCUGAAGUCUUUUGAUCUAAUUUCUCAAAGGUGAACAAAUAUUAUGCAGUUGUUGAUAUGUAUAUCAGGUAAAGGGUAUCUAAAAAGCCCAGAUAUUCACACAUUUAUUAUUUUCAUUUAUAGGAACAGAUUUUAGAUUAUAAAUAUUGACUUUUGGUUUUAUUUUCUUCAGAAACAUAAGGGGGAAAAUAAUCUGUGAAAUAACAAAUGUUAGUCUGAUAAUUUUAUUAGUAAUGCAAAAAUAAAAGAUGGCACAAUAUCCAUUUUGAAAAAUCUCUCUCAUACUCAAUCUGAGUGACUAUGCAUUUAUUUUAUAAAUAAUGUAACACGUUCCCAGUGCUACAAAGGCAGAUGCAGUAUCUCAUUUAAAGAUCAAGCUUUUAACUAUAGUAUUAACUGUCGUUUUUUUUAAUUGAAGAGCUCCAUUGACACCUAUGAAGCUCUACACAUGUGCAUGGGAGGAGGCCUACCCAAAUCAGAUUGCAGGAUCAGUGCCUAUACCAAUACUAUUCUUUGUCAAGAUAAUCAAAUAUGACAAAUUUUCCUCCUCUUCAGUAUCCUCAUCCACUGACAACCUUUGAUGUUGAAGCCAAAUUAAUUUUCUGACUUAGCCACCCAGUUUGUAUUUUCAUAAUGCUAGAAAGCUAGCUUUCAAAGUACUACUAACAACUGAUACUGACUGAAUUUUGUAUUCUAGAUAGUUAUGUGGCAAAAUGCUAGUGUGAACAUUUGCUGUAGGGAACACUGGAAAAUCAUAUUUACCAGAGAUUUUGACUGACAGAAAAAUUACAUCUGAACUGAUAUCAAUGAUCAUCAUCGCUCCCAAACAUUUUUUAUGCAUUAGAUCAAGGAAUGUCAUAAUGUUAAAUAAAGUAGAUUUUCCUCUAUUUGGAUAGUAAAUACCUGUUUUGAAAGGUUAGAAGUAGCAUUAACACAAAAUAUUAAUCUUUCUUGAGAACUAGCAAACAAUUCAGUUUCAUCAUAAAACAAUUUAAUUUGCCAUUUUAAUGUGAUUUUUUUUUGUAUUUAAGGUAUUCUAAAAUGCAUUUACCAAAAUAGGUUGCAUUAAGACAACAAUUUUCUGUGUCUUAUACAAUUUUUUUAUCAUUACGUUAAUGAACAAACUGCAUUCCAAUAACAAUUUAGUAAACGCUAACAGAACACAUGGCUUUACCUGUAUGUUAGCAUAGUUUUAAAAUGUAGGAAGUUUCAAGGAUGCGCCUUUGUUGUAAGAUAGGUUUGUAAAAAUGUGUUAAAGGUAAAGUAGUGUAGUAAUUUCAGCUCACCUGGACUAAAGCUUUCUUCACUUCAUGACAGCUCUCUAUUUAAGUGAAGAAAACAAACAUUUAACAAGUCAUUUUUUAAAGAAAUGAAAACUAUAAUAAGGAUGUCUUAAUGAUACAUCUGUACACUCCUAUCAGAAAACUAGAACCUGUUGUGACAAAAAAAAAAAAAAAAGUUUGAAAUGUGGUAAGCACUUAUCAUGCUUGGCUAGCUGUACUGUGUAGCUCUCAUUUUAAAGUAAAUACAAAAUAAUUUAUUUAAGACGUAGCAGAAGGGUACAGGUCUCUUUUGGACCUUUUGAGAUAUUAAUAUUUUUAAAAUAUAUUUAAAAUGAUAGCUUUAAGAGAGCCAUAUUGUUAUUUUAUACCAUAGCCUCUUUCCAUCAAAAUUAGCUGCAGUUAAUAAUAAAUGUAUACAUUAAAUAUAAACAGAAUGCUCUUUAUGUGGUUCAUAAUAAAGUUUCUGAGUAUUUUGACUUUUGGAAAUUGAAGCAUGAUCAAACUAAAGCUGACAUGUGACAUACAGUUUAAGUUUUGUCUUAUAUUAGUAUGCAGGAUUUUAGCUAAUCGGAUGAAUGUUUGCUUUGAUAAUAUAUUCCAGGUGCAUUUAAUCUGGUUACUGCAGCCUUGUUCAGUAAGGUGCUGUUGAUGUACAGAAAUAAAUGUUUAAACAAUAAAUUCAUAGACCUUAAGAUUUUAGUAAACCUGUUACCAUUUAGAAUAGUAAAACAAACAUCUAAUUUUGUGUUAAAACUGUUUGUGUGAAAUAUAGUAAUAAAAACAAGUUUCUGUAGUUUGUAACUUCUAAUUAAACUUUGUUUUUGUAACUAAAAGGUUAAUUCAAAUAAAUUUUCC